Messenger RNA from Actinia tenebrosa (Australian red waratah sea anemone), 1530 nucleotides. RefSeq lists its product as uncharacterized. NCBI's taxonomy places the organism in Eukaryota, Metazoa, Cnidaria, Anthozoa, Actiniaria, Actiniidae. The record is from RefSeq and is a predicted model, not a curated record.
AACAUAAACUAAAGCACUGAAUUAUAAUCCAGCUUGCAGACAUGGAAGACAAAUCCUACUCGUACCCACGUGUCUAGCCGUGCUCGCACUAAGUCGACAAUACAUUUUCGAAGACUUAUAUAUAUUGGCCCUCACGAUAUCCAAGCACUGGUGCCAAGUAACAGCGACUUAUUGGAAACAAUUUCCCCAAACAAUAACAAUUAGUCAAUGCGACAUUAGCUCUAAAUGUUUCCAUUUUAAAUCAUGGACGAAGCGAGAAGGCCUUGUAGAGAGAGCUCAGAGAGUAAGAUGAACUUUGAAGAGUUUUAUAGUCGAAGUCAUUUGAAUCCUUAUACUUUGAGAGAGAGAGAGCUGCGAUGCCGAGCUGGUCACAUCCGUUCUAAGACUGAGACCACAGUGUUCCAUGGGAAGAUGGCCUCACAAGACCCUCAGUUUCUGAGUCCAGUUCCUAACGAAAGACUCCGUUCGACUCGCAGCCAUUCACUCAAAGUCUUCAGUAUGCAACCAUCUUUUGUCUAUCAGCGUUCAAAGCGUACUUUCAGUCUACCUUGCACUUCUAGGCCAAUACUACCUCCUUCGAUACAGAUCGAACAAAGUCGUUUCAUUGAUGAAGAUAUUAUUGAAGAACCGAAUAAUAAGAAACCCAAGGACACAGAUGAAUCUAUUUCGUCUUUUUCUGCCAUCAUGGGUCUCAGCUGUAGUCUCUUUUUAUUUGCCUGGUCAUGUCUACUUUCACAUUUUUCGAGAACCUAAAAGAAUUGUCCGUUCGUCAACCAUGUGUCAGUGUCGAGGAGUUGAGUUCGGAUCCGAUGGCGAAGCUAUAUCCCGAACUCUAACGAAGGACCAACGAGAUAUGUCGGGGGUUUACGAAAUGUUAAAAUUCAAAUAUGUCAAUGCGAAUGCACAGUGCGUUUUUCACUCGUGUCAAUUGGAUGUCAAUCGUACGAGUUAUCGACGAUUUUCUGAAGAGGCAAGAAACCUUCUCGAGUAUCAUAAGCAAUUCGACAGUCCAAAGAAAAAAAAUCAUUCAAAUAUGUCAAUGCGAAUGCACAGUGCGUUUUUCACUCGUGUCAAUUGGAUGUACGAGCUCAGUAUCGACGAAUUUCCGAACAGGCACGAAAGCAUUCCGAGUAUUAUAAGCAAUUCGGCAGUCCAAUGAAAAGAAACAAAUCAUUCAAAUAUGUCAAAAUGUCGUUUCUCAAAUGAGAACGCUGAACGGCCGAAACGCGAUUAGUUUUGUCGAACUACGACGAGAAUCUUACGAAGUAAUAUCGAUUUUAAUGCGGACUUCAUUCUUAUUUGCGACAAAUAAUCUGAAAUAUGGAAAUUUAUUGAUACUUCAAGUGUCAGGUUGCUUGACCAAAACUACUGAGCUGGACUCAAAACAUUUGUUUUGUAUUUUAUUACAUUUGAUAUUAGAAAUACUUAAUUUAAAUGUUUAGUUUGAUAACGAGGCUUCGGGGGCAUAAUAUUGAUGACAUAUUUAGCAGUGGUCUAUAAAAAUGUGUUUUAAAGAAAUUCUUAACCAUU